AUGGUGGACAGCUGUUGUGCUGGAGACACCACCACCCUUCCCGCUGUGCCCACUGUCUCCACAUGCCCAGCUGGUGGCAGCUUCCGAUAUGCAAUCUGUUUGCCCAGUUCCUGCCAGAGCAGGACAUGGCAGCUGGCCACAGUCCAAGAAAACUGUCAGGUGUCCAGCGGUGCCUCAAGUGGCUGUGAACCGGCUUCGUGUCAACCCACCUGCCUUCCAGCUGCCUCUUGUGUGGGUUUUAUUUGCCAACCCAUGUGCUCCCGCACAGCCUGCUGUCAAUCUGGAGCUGGUCAGCUGCCUUGUCUGGUUGGCUCACGUCAGCCAACCUGCUUAGACGCCACCGGGUGUCAGGUGAAGUGCUGUGAUACCAGUCCCUGCCAGCAAAGCUCCUGCCAGGAACCUGUCUGCACCUCUGGAUCAUGCCAGACAGCUUGUGGCCAAUCCGUCUGCUGCGAUGCUCCAUCCUGCCAGCCAUCCUGCCCUGAAGUGACCUCCUGUUCUGAAACAUCCUGCCCACCAAUCGUCUGUACAGCUAGUCCAAGCCAACCCACUAGCUGCCAAGGAGGUUCAUGUCAACUCAUCUGCGGCAAAGGCCAGACCUGUAAACCAACAUGUUACCAACCCAUCUGCUACAUUCUCAAGACUUGCCAGUCACUUCCCUGCGCACCUGCUCCCUGCCAGCCUUUGACUUAUGUGUUCAGUUCUUGUGAUCCUACCUGCUCUGUGCCCUCCUUUUGCCAGCCACUUCGCUGCCAACAAGCUCCUUUCCUAUCUUUCGUCUGCCAGCCAGUGGCUAACUGCCAGUCCUCUUGUUCUGCAUUGAACUCUUGCAAGCCAACUUCCUGUAGCACUGUGCUUUCUGGCCAACCAACUUGUGGCGACCCCACUUCCUGUAACCAAAGUGGCUGCAAAUCUUCUUCCCGCCAAUCCGCAUGCUGCGUGACAGGUGUAGGCAUACCAUCCAGUGGUGGCUCGCAUUGCUUCCAGCCAACUUCCCUGAAUCUCUGCAAGGCAAACACUCGCUUGGCAACUUCCUGCCAAUGCAGCUGUCAGUCCAGCUUCCGAAAGGGAGCACUUUGUUGA
Molecule: messenger RNA, 1083 nt
Organism: Nycticebus coucang (slow loris)
Lineage: Eukaryota; Metazoa; Chordata; Mammalia; Primates; Lorisidae
Gene: KRTAP29-1
Product: keratin associated like protein 29-1
Exons: 1
Coding region: 1-1083 (360 amino acids)
Cellular component (GO): keratin filament
Molecular function (GO): structural molecule activity
Source: RefSeq, a predicted model, not a curated record